This is a messenger RNA of Elgaria multicarinata webbii, 1836 nucleotides long. It is a transcript of the gene ANKRD42, whose product is annotated as ankyrin repeat domain 42. The record is from RefSeq and is a predicted model, not a curated record. NCBI's taxonomy places the organism in Eukaryota, Metazoa, Chordata, Lepidosauria, Squamata, Anguidae. Gene Ontology annotation, molecular function: NF-kappaB binding. The coding region runs from base 1 to 1563 and encodes 520 amino acids. The transcript is spliced from 12 exons.
AUGCCGGCGGCUGACACCCCAAAUGUUCUGAAGAAGAAGAGGUACAAGAGUAUUCACGAGGCGGUCAGAGCUGGAAACGUGGAAGAACUUGACAAGAUGGUGACGUUUGGAAUCAGCAUGAAUGACGCGGAUCCUGUCCACCACUUUACACCCUUGCACUGGGCAGCCCAUUCUGGAAGCCUGGAGUGCCUCCAGUGGCUGCUCUGGCAUGGAGCUGACAGGACAGCGGUGACCGUAAGAGGCUGGACUGCGGCUCACCUUGCUGCUAUCAAAGGCCAGGAUGCCUGCAUGCAGGCCCUUCAUCUUAAUGGUGUAAACCUAGGAGCUCAGGAUGAUCGAGGAUGUACCCCCGUACAUCUAGCAGCCACCCAUGGGCAGUCAUACACCCUGCAAACCAUACUACGGAGUGGGGUGGAUGUGAACACUUCUGAUAAGAACGACUGGAAGCCCAUUCAUAAUGCCUCCUUCCAUGGCCGGCUCGGCUGCCUGCAGCUUCUGGUUAGAUGGGGAGCUACUUUGGAUGAUGUGGAUAAUAACGGAAAUCUUCCAGUUCAUCUGGCAGCAAUGGAAGGUCACCUGCACUGCUUUAAGUAUUUAGUGAGCAAGAUGCCCACUUUGGUCCAUGCCUUGAAAGCCAGAAAUGACCAUGGGGAGACCCCGGGGGACCUGGCACAGAGGUUCUACAAGGACAAUAUUGUGGAGUACAUUGAUGUUCUGCAAAAGGAGAAGAGUCAGUUGCAAAAGGAGGAAGAUCUAACAUUUCCAGGUCACGAUGCUGCCUUCAGAGGGGACCUGGAGACAUUAAGAACGUUACUGGAAAAUAGAAUCAUCAAUAUUAACGAGCGGGACGAUAAGGGAUCCACUCUUUUGCACAGAGCUGCCGGACAAGGUCAUUUACAUGUCUUAGAGUGGCUGAUCAAUAGGGAAGCGGACUGCAACGUCGCCAACGAAGCUGGAGAGACGCCGAAAGACGUUGCCAAGAGGUUUGCCCAGUUGGCUGCUGUGGAAUAUUUAAGAAGCAAGAUGGGAAAUGACUCCGAUGAGGAAAUUGAUGUACAGGACCCACAGUUCUUCGAAAGACACGGUGUGGAAGGGAGCACGGACUGCAAAGCUGAUUUGAAUGUAGGCAAACAGGACAAAACGGACAGUCGUGAAAGAGCCUAUUGGAAGAUCCAAGAGCUGCAGAAUCUCCUAGAAAUUGCCACCAGCAAUUUCAAGCAGCUUGGAGGAAUAACUCCCGAAGAACGGCAGGCGAAAAUAGAAGAGCGACGGCUCAUCAAGACAGUUGGCGACCUGAGGGAACAGCUGGAGUAUGAGCGGUUGCGGCGGGAGACGCUGGAGGCGCAGGUGGACGAGUACCGGGAAGAGAUAGGGAGGCUCAAAGAGCAGCAAGAGAAACCCCAGGUCACUGCAGCCACCAUCCCCGAGGAGCCUUCUGGGUCCGAACCUGGUAAAGCGGACUCCGAUUCUGGUAAGGUGCCCUCUGACUUUGGGAAAGAGAAAAAGAAAUUGAAGAAAAGACCCCUCAUCAGUCCUGGCGGAGUGUUUGUGAGAAGGUUUUAAAGGGGUGCCGAAUGGAGAAUUAUGGUAUUCCAGGCGUCUUGCUGGCACGAUAAUUGGAUUUACUGGGAAAGCAGAGCUCAGCUGAAGAAUGUAGUCACUCCCAGGAGAUACCAGCAGGAAAGAACUCCGGUUAACAGUGUCAUAUCCAGAAUCUCAACUACCCAAGGCUGAUGCACAUCCUUAACUAUGCUAGAAAUAUCUUCUCUAUCCAUUUAUCCUGUGUAAAUGUGUAAUACGACCCUAGAGGCACAGGGUAGCAGUCAGGUUGUUUAU